AUGGAAUUCAAAAAUGUGUUCAAUAUGUACUGUACUCCCGAGGCUCCUGAAGCUCCUGCGAGCAAGAAGAAAACAAGCAGGCGGCAUCAAGGGGAAAGCAGUAAAGCGCCUCCAGCCAAGAAAUCCCGUACUGCAGACCCUCCAGCAAACGUACCCUCAACAAAUGCAACACCACCUCCUUCUCCCCUCGAGCGGCAAUCUCCGCCUGCUCCGGUCGGGUCGACACCUUCCCCACCAGCUCCAGCUGACCAGACUCAGCAGGCUGCCCCUGCUUCCACUGGGGGUGACAUAUCGAGUCAUGCCCUAAGGUCAGCCAAGGACAGGAUGGCAAAAAUUUUGAAGCACAAACGUUGCCGAGAAGCGAUGGCUGGGACAAAGACGAUGGACGUCGACCAGAUCUUAACCUGCGCUCUAAACGAGCUCGCAAGUCUUGAGGUUGCUCAGAAGACAAAUGCAACACUGCUCGAGGAGAAAGACAAGCUGGCUGAGGAGUUAAGGGAGAAGCAGACUGCUCUAGACAAGGCCGUCGAGCAAAGAGACCAGUUCAAGGAGUCUAACCGCAUUAACUACCGCGAGGCUAAAAAACUCGAGGAGGACUUGAUUGCGAGCAGACAGGAGACUACAAAGUUGGAAGGCCGGAUCGAGGAACUUGAAAAAGCCAACGCCAGCAAUUUGGAGAGUUAUCUUCCUGAGCGCACGAGGCAUGCUGAGAUAGUCUGCUGCGCUGCUUGUCUGGCAGAAGAAGAGAGAGCAAGGAUACCUGCCUCGCCCGAAAUCUCUUUGGCCACUGGCAUGGACGGGGUGGACAAUGAAGCUACAACUUUCGUCGACCAGGACACCUCUCAAGAUCUUCCUGCUUCGUAG
This is a messenger RNA of Humulus lupulus (European hop), 864 nucleotides long. RefSeq lists its product as uncharacterized. Bases 1 to 864 code for a protein of 287 amino acids. NCBI's taxonomy places the organism in Eukaryota, Viridiplantae, Streptophyta, Magnoliopsida, Rosales, Cannabaceae. The record is from RefSeq and is a predicted model, not a curated record. The transcript has 3 exons.